CAGACCUCCAAGGCCUUCUGCAGCGGCUGGAGACAUUGUCGGGUGAGGUCUUGGUUGGACUCGGGUGGCAGCCUGAAAUACCUGGGCAUGGGGGACUGGGGACCCUUCACCUGUCAUUUCUGCCCUCGAAAUCCAAACCAGCAGGAGCUGGAAGGGCCAAUGGGACUACCCUGCCAGGAGCAGGGUAGAAGUGAAGGCCCUCCAUAUCCCCAUUGUAUAAACGAGGAAACUGAGGCUGGGGCAGUGCAAAAACAUGCCAGGAUGCUGAGACCUAGGCUGGUCCAACCUUUCCUCAGAGCUCCCAGCCCACUGUCUGUCUUUCUGCUCUGUCCACAGAGGAGAAGCGCAUCUAUCGGGUGCCUGUGUUCACGCCGACAUUCUGCCAGGCCCUGCUGGAGGAGCUGGAACACUUCGAACAGUCAGACAUGCCCAAGGGAAGGCCCAACACCAUGAACAACUACGGGAUGCUGCUUCAUGAGCUAGGCCUGGAUGAGCCACUGGUGACACCACUGCGGGAGCGCUUCCUGCAGCCGCUGAUGGCCCUACUGUACCCAGAUUGUGGUGGGGGCAGGCUUGACAGCCACCGUGCCUUCGUGGUCAAAUACGCACUGGGCCAGGACCAGGAACUAGGCUGCCACUACGAUAAUGCUGAGCUCACCCUUAAUGUGGCCCUGGGAAAGGCCUUCACCGGGGGUGCCCUAUACUUUGGGGGCCUCUUCCAGGCACCCGCAGCCCUGACGGAGCCCUUGGAGGUGGAGCACGUGAUGGGCCAGGGUGUGCUGCACCGGGGUGGUCAGCUGCAUGGCGCCCGGCCCCUGGGCACUGGCGAGCGCUGCAAUCUCAUCGUCUGGCUCCGGGCCUCUGUAGUGCGCAACCGCUUCUGUCCCAUGUGUUGCCGUGAGCCAGACCUGGUGGAUGACGAUGGCUUCGGGGACGGCUUUACCCGGGAUGAACCCACCACCGUGGAUGUGUGUGCACUGACCUGACCAGGUUCAUCCAGAGAUGGCAGUGGUGUGACAUGACAAGUGAAGGCUCUGCCACCUUGGCUUGGGAAGGGCAGAAAUAAACUCUACAACCAUGACACUCCUUGGAUCAAAAGGCCAUGCUGGCGCUGGAGGCAUGGCUCAAGUGGUAGAGCACCUGGCUAGCAAGCAUGAAGCCCCGAGUUCAAAUCCCAGGACCACUCCCCAUCCUUUCCCACCCCCACCCUUAAAGGCUUCUGGGUUACUGUAUGGCAGGUUUGCUUGAAGCAGAGCCUGACGGGGGAUUCUUGGAGAGAGACCUCAGAGGUGUGUGGGGGGGAGCAGAAGAGAGCACACAAAGCAGCCUCAGCCCAACCCCUGGAGGUGAGUGGGAAUCCCAGCACAGUUGUUUCCCAGCAGCAGCUAGUGGCUCUGGGAUGGGCCAGGGAGGAGCGAGUGACUUCCCAGACAUCCUCCUCUUGGUCAAGGGCUCCCAGUGGCCAUGGGAGGCCUCCAGCAGAGAAUACAUGUGUCACCUAUCUGCAGUGCUAGGGGGUUGGGUGGGCCACCAGUAGCAACCUGUGGGUAGGUGUGGAGGGCUUAAGCCACACCGAGUUCAAAUCCUGGUUCCGCCACUCUGGCUGUGUGUGUAACCCUGUGGACUUCUUUGUACCUUGGAGGGUGGUGUGAGAAUCCAGUGAUUUCGACACUUAAAAAAUGCUUUACAACAGCCCUCCGUGUUUGCUGCUGUUAAUAAAACGCUCAAAACUGGUGGCUGCAAGAUUAGACGAGACACAUGUGCACCCGAGUUUUCCUGGGGCAACAAAUUUGAAACCCAGGGGAUUUCCAUAUUGAAAUCUUGACUUCUGGCUUCCCUGGAAAGGUGGGCAGAUGUGGAAACACCAGUCCCCAUUCUCACACUGCAAAACCCAGCUGUAAUGAAGCCUUAGUUGCGCACUCCCAGGCCCGGGGGGUCCACUUCUUCCUUCGUUGUCAUCAUCUCUCUGGCCCCUCUUGCACCCCCGGUACUGGGUGAUGUUAGGAGGCCCUGGAGCCCAGUCUGAUGGCCUGGACAGGCCCGCAGACAAAGCGGGAAAAGAGCGCUGCGCAAGAAAGUCAUCUUCCCAGUCUUGAGGAGACUGGUGAUGCGGGUGCGAUUCUUUUUGGAGGAAGGCAGAGAGAGGCGUGAGGGGUCUGAGAGCUCAGGGCUGGCGCCAGGCUGGAGAACCCUGCCUGGUCCGGGCGCGGAGCUGCGGCAGUGGGCGCGCCAGGGACGGAACCCGGGGCUUCGGAACUAAAGGCAGCUGUCCUCGCCUUACGUCCGGACG
This is a messenger RNA of Castor canadensis (American beaver), 2290 nucleotides long. Lineage: Eukaryota; Metazoa; Chordata; Mammalia; Rodentia; Castoridae. The record is from RefSeq and is a predicted model, not a curated record.